AUGAAGGAUUUGUAUUCUGACAGCGAUAGCGUUGCUAUAGCGCUGGUAGCAUACUGUCAAACCCCGGUGAUGUCUGUUAGUGUUGAAAGACGCAUCGCCCAGCUGAAUGCAGAAAAGGAAGACCUUCAAGCUCGUCUUGCGAAACAGGACAAUGACGCCGAUAUUCUAAAGAAUCUUAUCGAUGAUCAAGCCAUUAAUAUCCGCGACCUCAACUCUAAGAUCGGUCGGCAAGGGAAACAAAUCCAAGAUCUCAAGUAUGAGCGACAUGUCUCCCACAGUACCAUUGAUGAUCAAGCGUAUGAGAUUGGCGAGUUGAAGGCUCAAGUCUCGAAACAGGAAAGGGAGCUCAAGGACCAGGGCAGGGAGAAUGAAGAUUUGGAGACUCAACUGGUCAUUUUCCAAAGGGUCAUUGAUGAGGAUAACAUCUCGACAAGUUCUGGCUCUUCUGGCACGGAUUAUGACUUGAUGGAUCUCUCGAGCGAUGAGGAGGAAGAAGAGCAGGACAUCGACCCAGACAGCGGCCUCUCUUUCACUACAGACAGUAAUUCCUUGGACAACUUCGGCGCGGCCAACAUCGAAUCAGAUAAAGGCAAGGCUAUGGAUUACAGCUAA
This is a messenger RNA of Fusarium tjaetaba, 612 nucleotides long. RefSeq lists its product as uncharacterized. Bases 1 to 612 code for a protein of 203 amino acids. The transcript is spliced from 2 exons. The record is from RefSeq and is a predicted model, not a curated record. Lineage: Eukaryota; Fungi; Ascomycota; Sordariomycetes; Hypocreales; Nectriaceae.